Molecule: messenger RNA, 1008 nt
Organism: Salvia miltiorrhiza (redroot sage)
Lineage: Eukaryota; Viridiplantae; Streptophyta; Magnoliopsida; Lamiales; Lamiaceae
Product: enoyl-CoA hydratase 2, peroxisomal-like
Exons: 9
Coding region: 16-813 (265 amino acids)
Cellular component (GO): peroxisome
Source: RefSeq, a predicted model, not a curated record
AACAACACAUAUGCAAUGGAUGAUAAGGAGCUGAAAUAUGUCUACCAUCAAGACGGACAGCAAUCAAUUGAGGUUUUGCCAACAUUUGCUAGUUUAUUUUCUGUUGCACUUCUGCCAUUGAUUGAACAGAUGCCGGGUUUGGUAUUUGAUCCUCGCCUUCUAUUACAUGGGCAACAGUACAUCGAGAUCUACAAAUCUCUUCCUUCUAAUGGUUGUAUACUAAAUAAGGCGACAAUUUCUGGGUUGCAUGAUAAAGGUAAGUCAGCAGUUCUCGAGGUCGAAAUAUCAAGUUAUGAAAAAGAGUCUGGCGUAUUGCUCUGCAUGCAACGGAUGGCUCUCUAUUUUCGGGGUGCUGGUGGAUUUUCAAAAUCAUCCCAGCCUUACUCUUUCACCAAAUACCCCUCCAGUCAGACAUCGACUUAUAAAAUUCCUAAAAGUCAACCAUUUGCUGUAUUUGAAGAACGCACACAUCCGUCACAGGCCCUCCUUUACAGACUUUCUGGUGAUUACAACCCAUUGCACUCGGAUCCUAGGGUUGCUGAAGUCGCUGGAUUCUCUCGUCCAAUCUUGCAUGGACUGUGCACACUUGGGUUUGCAGUCAGAGCCAUCAUCAAUAGCAUCUGUCGGGGAGAUCAAAAUAUGAUCCGGAACAUAACUGGGAGAUUUCUGUUACAUGUCUACCCGGGCGAAACAUUGAUAACAGAAAUGUGGGUCGAAGGCUUGAGAGUGGUUUAUCAGUUGAAGGUCAAAGAACGAAACAAGGCUGCACUUUCUGGCGUCGUCACUCUUAACCGCUUCGCCUCUUCUCUGUGAUCUCAAGCAUUGCAGACUUUGGCUGUGCCUCUACCUCUCUUGUGCUUUUAAUGGCUGAAUAAUAUGUUCAUUUAUUAUACCUGAUUAGUGGAGCAAAAAUAAUUGUAACCUAGUGAUAUGAUAUCUAAGCUUGUGAUCGAUACUGUAACAUAUAUUGAACUUUAUAUAUUACCAUCGAUUAUUAUUCUGCAAAAA